Messenger RNA from Impatiens glandulifera, 1092 nucleotides. Its product is annotated as tubulin-folding cofactor B. Gene Ontology annotation, molecular function: alpha-tubulin binding; microtubule plus-end binding. Gene Ontology annotation, cellular component: microtubule plus-end; cytoplasm; nucleus. Lineage: Eukaryota; Viridiplantae; Streptophyta; Magnoliopsida; Ericales; Balsaminaceae. Gene Ontology annotation, biological process: post-chaperonin tubulin folding pathway; cytoplasmic microtubule organization; tubulin complex assembly. Bases 144 to 872 code for a protein of 242 amino acids. The transcript is spliced from 9 exons. The record is from RefSeq and is a predicted model, not a curated record.
UUUUUUGUUUUUUUUCUAAUUUGAAAUGAAACAGAGAGAGCAGGGGAGAGACUGAGAGAGCCACCACACCCAGAACCCUCCGGUGGCCAAUUUGCGCCCCGUCAGAUAUUGAAGUAGAGUCGCGAUCGACCGCCUCGGGAACGAUGGCAUCCAAAUUGCAGAUUCAAGGGGAUGAAUCAGUUGUUUUACGAGUUACUCAUUCUAACAUGAAAAGCUUUUCAAGUGAUGUCCGCUUCUCACUUUCGAUGACAUUAGAAGCUGUCAAGGAUAAGCUGUGGAAGAAGUGUGGCACUUCUGUAGAUUCAAUGCGUCUUCAGCUAUAUGAUGAUGGGCGUUCAAAACUCUGUGAUUUGAGUGAUAACAUGAAACCUCUCGGUUUUUAUCACCCACAAGAUGGGUUCAUACUGCAUGUUAUAGAUCUUGAUCCAUCCUCAGUAACCUCUGGAGGCUGGUUAGAAGACACGUCAUUGGUUGAGAAGUACACAAUCUCUGACGAAGCAUUUGACAAACUUGAUGGUACUUUCAGAAAGUUCAAGGACAAGAUUGCCCAUCAAAAUCCGUCUGCUCAUGAAAAGAAAAUAUCAGAUGAUUACAUGGAAGACUUUUGUGCAAAUAUCAAGAUAGGGGACAGAUGUAAGGUUGAACCAGGAGAAAAAAGAGGGGUCGUCAAAUAUGUGGGGCGGGCAGAAAAUCUUCCACAUGGUUUCUGGGUUGGAGUUCAAUAUGACGAGCCUCUUGGGAAAAAUGAUGGCAUGGUGAAAGGUAUAAGAUAUUUUGAUUGCCCUCCCCUCCAUGGAGCAAUGGUGAGGCCAGACAAAGUGGAGGUUGGAGACUUUCCAGAGGCAGAUCCAUUCGAGGAAGAUGAAAUAUGAAAAAGUAAUUGGUAAAGGAAAUUUGGGAGCUUCUUGCUUACCAUAGAAGUGUUAUUCUUCCCUAAUCAAUUUAUUACUGAAGUUAGAGAUUGAUGCGUUUAUUUUAUUAUCAAACACAAGCUUUGUAUGGUUUUGAAUGAUAAGAGUUCUAUAGUUUAAAUUGUCUAAGAGUGAACUCACAAAAAAAGUCUUCAUUUGAAUUUGAUCAUUCAGUUUUGAA